AUGUGCCAGUGCACAUUUGAAUUAACUGCGGUGGUCACAUUCGCCGUCGCGUCUGUCGAGCGCACUCGGUGCCAAGGCGUCGCCGUCGACGACGACUCGCCCGUGACGUUCCUGCCUGAAUUUAAAAAAGGCGGCUGCAAGACGAUCGUCCAAGCUGGCAAACUUGGGCCCGUUGUUGCCUCGGAGAGUGGCUUUGUCCGUGGCGUCAUGGAAGCAUACAACAACCACCACGACCUCGUGCUCCGCCCCGACGACGUGUGGCUCGCGAUUCUCACGCAAUUCGGUCUGUACGUUGUCGCCAACGCGGACGAGCUCCGGCACUUGCUCGUGACGCACGACGGCCAGAAGGAGCUCACGAUCCGCUCCAAUGCGUCGCUGUGGACGGCCGACUUUGGUGCGUUCGCGACGCAGUGGGUCGACCUCAUGGACGACCACGUCGUGGACCCGAGCCUCAAGCACUGGUUGCUUCCGUCCUUCUCGACGACGACGGACCACGACGUGAUUGUCGCUAGCGUCGUGCUCAUGGCGACGAUGAAGAAGUACUUUAGCUACAAGUGUGGCUUUCUCUGCGGCAUUCCGCACGUGACACUGCUCGGCACCGUCGACGACUGGAAAGCCAUUCGCAACCGCCUCGACAAGCUCGCCGUGUAUGGGCCACGCAUGCAGGAGUGGACGACGCUCCUGGCGCCGAUCCUCGACCAGUUUGUUGCAUCGGCCACCGGCGAUGUCGAUGUGGCGUUCUGGAACAGCAUUUGCAGCCAUCACCAUGCCGGGUCGGGCACCGACUACAUCAGCGGCUGGCUCAGCGUCUUUUGUGUCUUCAACGACAAGGGCGAGUGGCAAGGAGACAAGCGAACGUUGUACGAGGUGCGAAUCAAGCCCGAUGUGGAUCUAUGCGCCUUGAAGCCUGGCGACUUUUUUUCCGAGGAAGUCACGCUGCCGUACCCCCUUGUCGACAGUGACUGUAUUCCGCCAGGAUACCUCACGGUCGACGUGACCCUCGACGACAAUGGGACGGAGCGCAAGGCACUCAUGUUUGCGGGUCACAUGGGCUACGGCAUCGGCGACGACAAGGCAUCGAUUGCACCGCGUGCGAGCUGGGCGAUCGUGCUCAAGGACGGCGAGGCCGCACCACCGACCGACGACGAAUUGUUCAUCACCAAAAUUUUGGAACAAUUUAAAGUUGCGUCGGCGGCCAACUUCAACCCAGAAGGGGACGCCAGCUAAUGCAUGCUGUUUUUCUUUGUCAAA
Molecule: messenger RNA, 1251 nt
Organism: Saprolegnia diclina VS20
Lineage: Eukaryota; Oomycota; Saprolegniomycetes; Saprolegniales; Saprolegniaceae
Exons: 1
Coding region: 1-1227 (408 amino acids)
Source: RefSeq, a predicted model, not a curated record